Molecule: messenger RNA, 984 nt
Organism: Heterobasidion irregulare TC 32-1
Lineage: Eukaryota; Fungi; Basidiomycota; Agaricomycetes; Russulales; Bondarzewiaceae
Exons: 3
Coding region: 1-984 (327 amino acids)
Source: RefSeq, a predicted model, not a curated record
AUGGCGGCGGGCGGGAGCGCGGAUGCAGGAGGAAGUACAGCGUGCAAAAGACCGGUCUCUUUCGCGCGCUUUCCAGUCUGCGCGGAUUUUUUCAAAGCGUCCUCGUCUCAGGCAACAGAAAUCUCCGCCGUCACAACCAGCUUUGAAUCCCGGGAUCUCACCUCUGCGAUGCACGACACAAGGCUGCAGGAACGAGCCGUCCGGCGCAGCACCGGUGUUCUCUUGUCAGGAAUCCACGAGCAGUGGGAGCAGGAGAGAGCGAGGCACAAGGAAGAGCUUGCUGCAUUGUUUGCGAGGCAGCUGCAGGAGCUACGGGGUGAGAUGGAGGGGAUGUUGGAGAAGGCGGUGGAGAAGGCAGCAGGAAAGGCGGAGAGGGAACAGGAGAUGCGAGACGUGGUGCUGGCAAAGAGGCUGGAGAAAGCAGAGGGAGCAGGAGAAGCAACAGCUCGAGUGGGAACACAAGAGAAGCUUCAAUUGGACUCACGCUUCAAGACGGAUCACGAACAGCUCCAGGCAACAGUUCAUCGACAGGUUGAGCAUAUGGCGAUGUUAUCAGAGCACAAAAAAUCCAAGGUGCGUUGUCGGCAACUCACCACGGUCGAGAGCCUCGUCCCCAGUGAGGUGUGCCCGUCAGAUCAUGGAUGCUCUGGGAUCGUAGGUCUCGCGCAUACCAUCGAGGGCCUCUGCAACCUAAUAAAACCCACCAAAGCGUUCGAUAAAAUAGUGGCAGCAGGAUGUAAGGACAAGGAGCGGCUCGCCACCGCCAAGGGCCUCUUCACAGGGUCCACAAGUGACAAGGUCCUUGCCCUCCGUCUGCUUAAAUCACCUGCUGGAUAUCUCGUCGUGCGGCGCUUUGCUCCUCUGCGAAGGAAGGCGCCAGUCGAUCGUGAGCUCGAGGGGAUCCAGCCCGCCGGUGAUCGCCUUCAUUCACAGACCAGAGACGGAAUUCUCCUACUGGUUUUCUUUGUCUGUGACUAUGACUGA